Messenger RNA from Neolamprologus brichardi, 3022 nucleotides. RefSeq names its product fibroblast growth factor 12a (gene fgf12a). Gene Ontology annotation, molecular function: growth factor activity. Lineage: Eukaryota; Metazoa; Chordata; Actinopteri; Cichliformes; Cichlidae. The record is from RefSeq and is a predicted model, not a curated record.
CGCCACCAUUCACUCGCACAUACACACACAGUAUUCAUUCGGGACUCGCUGGAAAUAAUGCUUAGGUCACUUUAUUAUUUGUGCGCUACAAUGAAAAGCACUCCGGCGUGUGUUCGCCUCAACUAAUUGUUGCUUUUCAGACGGGAAUCACUCCCUGCGGGCUUAAAUUACAUCUCUGCAGCAUCCUUGCAGAGUAGCCUCUGCUCGCCGAUUCCAUUUUUUCCCCGACUGCAUUUAAGCGGUGCCAUCGACGGAACCGGAGACUGGUUCACAUACACGGGCUCCUACACCGCAUCCUGGACCGGCAGCGGACUUCUCUUUGAGCAUGGAGUAAAAAGAUCAUUACGGAAAGAAAAAGUUAGUAGUCUUCUCCACGCACGAGUAGUGCCCCUGGGUUUGGGUUUAAUGCUUAUCGAAAGGCGUCAAGAACCCAGAGGGUAGGCUGGUGUGCGGAUGAGGAAAACGAUGUCGUGCUCGUCAGCCGCGGCGCUGUUCACCUGGAAUACCUGAAGCGCUCUCUCCUAUGGCACGCAGCAGCAUCAACUUAGAAACACUGUUGCAUGUUUUCAUGUCUGAUAUCUGGGCCCUUGUGGCCUAACCCUUAGAUAUUUUAUAUAAGAUCGGUUGCUGUUGAUUGAAAAGCCCGAGUGUCGAAGCAAAACUCGCAGCAGCUGAUCAUAUUUAUAGAUAUAUAUCUAAAUCUACUCUACUGUCCCCACAAGAGGAUGCUGCCCGAAGCGCAAUGAUGCCCUGGACUCGAAGGAUUUUCGUGAUCAGUAUGACAUUUAGUUAAAAAAAAAAACAACCCAACAAACUCGUGGACCUAAGGACAGAAUCAUUGUUCUUAUUUUUAUUUCCGCCACACGCCAAUUACCUACAGUGAGAUCCGUCAUCUGCCGAAGUAGACUUUCCGUUUUCAGACUCGGUUCGGGGAGAUGGCCGCGAUCGCCAGCUCCCUGAUCCGGCAGAAACGCCAGGCGAGGGAAUCCAACAGCGACCGGGUCUCGACUUCGAAACGUCGCCCCAGCCCCAGCAAAGACCCCCGCUCUCUCUGCGAGAGGCAUUUCUUGGGGGUCUUCAGCAAAGUCCGUUUCUGCAGCGGCAAGAAAAGACCCGUUCGGCGGCGACCAGAUGCACCCUCGAAACCUCCACAGGUGUCCCAUAAGGGCUGCAGGCUAGAGCCACAGCUGAAAGGCAUCGUGACACGACUGUUCAGCCAGCAGGGCUUCUACCUGCAGAUGCAGCCGGAUGGAACCAUCGACGGCAGCAAGGACGAGAACAGCGACAACACCCUGUUUAAUCUUAUUCCUGUGGGUCUGAGAGUGGUGGCCAUCCAGGGGGUGAAGAGUGGCUUUUACAUUGCCAUGAAUGGCGAGGGCAUGCUCUACAGCUCGGAGGUGUUCACCCCAGAGUGUAAGUUCAAGGAGUCAGUUUUUGAGAACUACUAUGUGAUCUACUCGUCCACUGUGUACCGACAGCAGGAGUCAGGUCGGGCCUGGUUCCUUGGUCUCACCAAGGAGGGACAAGUAAUGAAGGGCAACCGGGUCAAGAAGACUAAGCCCUCAUCGCACUUUGUUCCCAGGCCAAUUGAAGUUUGUAUGUACAGGGAGCCAUCACUGCAUGAGAUAGAGGACAAGCACCGCUCCAGGAAGAGCUCAGGGACUCCCACCAUGAAUGGAGGGAAAGCUGUCAAUCAGGACUCCACAUAGCAUCUGAGGGAGGGGCUUCCAGCAGGGGGGAGAGGCCUCGUCCUGAAUGAAGGGAAGGGGCCAAAGGAAACUUCACCCGUCCCUCCCAAUGUACGCACCACCAUGGCCCGUGACAAACAGAGGGGUUUAUGAUGACAAUGAGGAGCUAUUACUGUACACCCAAGACAACGAAAACAAAAACUGAUGUCUUGCCUGUGAAAACCUUUUAGAUGAAUUAAUAUGAAAAAGACUAUAUAUAUAUAUAUAUAUAUAUAUAUGGAGAAGUCGUUUUCAAUCAGGACUUGGCCAACCAUUUUAUGCAAAAAAGUAUAAAAAAGCUGUGAUAAACAAAGAAAUGGUGGUCUCCCUUCACGUAAAUACAAGUAUCUGUCAUUUUCGAUUUAUGCUGUGAAAAACAAGCUUUAAUACAUGUUCACUUUUCAUACAUUGAUUUUUUUUUCUACAUACUAUUGCAUUCUCAUAUGCUUUAUUGUGUUGUUGUCAAUAAUAACUAUACCAUCUUCAUUAUAAUCAUCAUUACUAAUCUGUUGCUCGAUCAUCUUAUUUACUAGCUUUUUGGUUUUGAGACCAUUUGAGAAUUUUUUUAUUACCCUUAUGUGUUUUUUUUCUCUCACAGUUUGAUCUUGAAUGCACUGUCACACCACUUGCACUGGUGUGAGGGUAAGACUAAAUAUAUUGAUAGUUCUCCUUGCUGGACUUCAAUGGAAACAGAGUGCUUAGGGUGGGAUGUAAUUUACUCAGGUGUGUAUUGUAAGUUAGACUAAUGUGACUAUAGGACACAAACUUCCAUAUGUUGCCCUGGUGUGGCAGGACGGGACCGAUACAAGCAAUAUAACAGAGUGCAGUCUAGUAUGUCUCUAAAUAAAAAAACAAAAACAAUAAAACACUGGCAACACAUCUCCACGGUUGGUGCGUUUGUCAGUAGAAAAGACAAAGAAAGUUGUAUGAGGCAUUAAAAGUUGGAAAGGAGUGAAAACCUGUUUUGAUACAGUUUCUGUAUUAUCUCAUCACUUAAAAUGAGCAUUAGGUUAUAAACAAAGAGAUGUCCAAACUUGUCAAAAAUGACAAAGAAUAAUAUUCUCUCCAAAAGCUGAGAGGAUGGUAAUGACCAACAUCAGCACUACGAGCCAUGGCCAAAAACGGUCACUUCACAUUUGCACCUCGUGAACCACAGACCCCUUUUUCUGCUGUUAGCUAUAACAACAACUCAAAAUAUAACUAUGUAACAGUAGUCGUGCUUUUGAACUAUAUGGACUAAACAUGAAAUAACCUUUGAUUAAAGACUUCUGCAGUUUUUCUACGCAGAAAGAAAA